Molecule: messenger RNA, 1132 nt
Organism: Perkinsus marinus ATCC 50983
Lineage: Eukaryota; Perkinsozoa; Perkinsida; Perkinsidae
Product: mono- and diacylglycerol lipase precursor, putative
Exons: 1
Coding region: 20-1132 (370 amino acids)
Biological process (GO): lipid metabolic process
Source: RefSeq, a predicted model, not a curated record
AACGGGGACACGCUUUGCGAUGGAGACGACGGCUAACCUUUCCGUGAUCGAGUCAAUUCUGAGGAGUCUGUUAACUAGAGUUGGCUCAGGAAGUAUGACUGUUAGUGAGCUCCUACGCUACCUUAUUAGGGUGUGUCAAGUCGGCAGUAAUCAAUUGUCUAAGCCCGACUUCCACCAACACGGAGCUCCAGUGACUCUUGAUAAUUAUAGUGAAGUACACUCCUAUAUGCAGGCAGCAUCAGCAGCCUAUGGUGCGGUAUUCCUGAAUGCUCUGGGCCUGGAAAAGAUAGCCAACUAUAGCCGGUUGGACGAGCCUUUGGAUGUCUCUUGUAUUACCUCUCAUUGCCCAAACAUACGUGAAGUUGUUUGCCUUUCCCAAUCGGAUGGGGCUAAUCAGCCGGUUUACUUCAUGGCAAUUGACACUGAAGGAACACUGAUACUAUCGAUACGAGGAACUGCCAGUAUUGCUGAUACUAUCACUGAUCUUAUGUGCGAUAUCGCUCCUCUCACACAAGGCGACAAAGAGUGGAAGGUCCAUCGAGGGAUCGGAACGGCCGCUAGAAAUGUGGUCAGCUCUGCCCUACCACGUGUGAUGGAAUUGAUGCGGCGAGGGGACUGCAAGAGGUUGGUGGUAACGGGACAUUCUCUGGGGGCAGGCACCGCCAUAUUGGUCAGCAUACUCAUGGCUCGAGAGCUGCCAUAUGUCGUGGAUUGUUAUGCCUUUGCUCCUCCUCCUGUAAGCACCACUGCAUCGCCGAGGCUCCCAAGCGGUUUAAGGUUACAUUCCUUUGUAAAUGGGGAUGAUAUUGUCCCUCGAUUGUCACUACGGGGCGCUGAGGAUCUGUUGGAUGUCGUACGAGUUCCUUCACCAGAAGAUAGUGAUGUGGCUAAUGCCGAUAAGCUGUAUAUACCGGGUAAAGUGUACAUUCUGGAGCCGGAUUCGGUGUGGGAAACGGAUGGUGGAAAUCCGGCGCUGGGUCCUGAAGCGAUGGUCUACUACUGUCAGAGACUGUGUGGAAGCCCUUUCGGGAGUCGGCUUGAUGCAUCCAAGUGUCUAUUCGAUCAUUUCCCCGAUUUUUAUGAGAGCAAAUUAGACCAUUUAGUUCAGCUGAGAUCUCCUGAUGACGAAUAA